AUGAACCCAAGGGACUAUGGAUACAGUUUACCAGUGAUAUGGUGGCAGGAGAACCACAGAGACAACAAUAAGAAACCCUCAGGAAUGAGUGAGGAGAGAUCAUCACAUGUGAAGCUGAAAUGGCCAAAUUCAAAAAACCAGAAGGCCAUAAGAUAUCCAAUUCAGGAAAAGAGAGGUAUGGAGUUUUCCCGAUUUCUGGAAAUACAAUAUCAAAUCAGAAAAGAUGAAAUCAUGUUGUUCAGGCAUCUUAUUGCAGAAUCUCUCAGGAUCUUUUGUUUACUUCUGUUGAUGACAGUCACGAUGUUGGGGAUCAGGGUUUUUCAGUAUAUUCAAGAAAAACAUCAAUGGGAAGAAAUUCGACGAAACCUAAGUCUAAAGUAUGACCUCAUGAAAAAUGACAGCUACUUAAAGGAGCAACAUUUGACAAAUAAGACUUUAGAAUAUGAAAUUCAAAAUGAAACCCUUCAUCAGAAAAAGAAAUUGGAAUUAUGCUUUAUAGAAAAUAAGCUAUGUCAUGGAAAAAGGAAUCUUUCAGAGUCUUUGCAAAAUACAGGGCGCUGGUCUUGUUAUGGAAUUAGCUGUUACUAUUUUACCAAUGAGAGUAAAGUCUGGAUAAAGUGUAAACAGACUUGUCAAAAUUAUGGAUCAUCUCUUUUGAAGAUAGAUGAUGGUGAUGAACUGGCCUUUAUUCGAUCCCACAUUUCUCCAGAUACUUACUGGAUUGGAUUAUCAUAUAAUUCCCAGGAACAUAAAUGUAAAUGGACUGACAAUGACACAUCUUCUGGAUAUCAUUUUACAAUAUUGACUUCAUCUUCUGGGAUAGGAAAAUGUGCAUUUUUGACUUCAACAAGAAUAGAUGCUACUGAGUGCUCUAAAACCUACAAUUGUGUCUGUGAGAAGAUGAUGAUUUCUCUGCUUCAAGAAAGUACCACGAGAAAAAGGUGAAAAUGGAAUUUUGUCACUUUUUUGUUUCC
Messenger RNA from Talpa occidentalis (Iberian mole), 974 nucleotides. RefSeq names its product killer cell lectin-like receptor 4. Lineage: Eukaryota; Metazoa; Chordata; Mammalia; Eulipotyphla; Talpidae. The record is from RefSeq and is a predicted model, not a curated record.